Messenger RNA from Oncorhynchus nerka (sockeye salmon), 867 nucleotides. RefSeq names its product protein unc-93 homolog A-like. The record is from RefSeq and is a predicted model, not a curated record. Bases 1 to 867 code for a protein of 288 amino acids. The transcript has 5 exons. NCBI's taxonomy places the organism in Eukaryota, Metazoa, Chordata, Actinopteri, Salmoniformes, Salmonidae.
AUGGGUUUACAUGGCCGAGCAGCCGUACACAAGCCUAAGAUCAGCAUGCGCAAUGUCAAGAGUCGGGUGGAGUGGUGGGUGGGUGUGCUGGCCAUGAUCAUAGUGGCAGUAUUUCUGGAUAACAUAGACAGAGAUCAGGCCCAGGAGUUCCGAGGGAACAGAGAACCAUUCUGGAGCACCUUCCUGGCCACGUUUACACUCCUGAAAGACAAGAGACUCAUCAUUCUCAUCCCUUUGUCCAUGUACAGUGGCUUUGAGCAGAGUUUCCUCUCCGGUGAAUACACAAAGAACUAUGUGACCUGUUCAUUAGGAAUCCAUUACGUUGGAUAUGCGAUGAUAUGUUUUGGAGCCACAAAUUCGUUAUGUUCCUUUAUGUUUGGCAGGUUGGCAGAAUACACUGGAAGAGCCCCACUGUUUUGCUUGGCUGCGGCGAACAACUUUGCCUGUAUCAUGGCCCUGUUGUUCUGGAGGCCUCACCCAGACCAGCUGCCAGUGUUCUUUGUGUUUCCUGCUCUCUGGGGCAUGGCAGAUGCGGUAUGGCAGGCACAAACCAACUCGCUGUAUGGGGUUCUCUUCCCCAGACAAAAAGAGGCAGCGUUUGCUAACUGCUGUAUGUGGGAGUCCCUGGGGUUCGUGAUAGCCUUUGCCUACAGUACCUUCAUCUGUCUAGACACCAAGAUCUACAUCCUCCUUGGAGUUCUGAUCCUCUCCAUAGUUACCUGUUUGUGGGCAGAGUACCAAGAACACAACAAUCCUACACUUCCGGUGGAGGAGGGAGUAUAUGACAAAGACUAUAAAAAGGACACAGACCAAUACACAGACUACUCAAAAAGCAUACAUCACAUCAUUGCUCAGACCAGCUUGUAG